ACACGCAGACUGCACAGUGCAAUACCCGGAGACAGACUGCAGUGUAUUAGAUGAGACAGACCCAGUGUAAGUGAGAGCUUCACUCCAAGCCCUCUGACAGUAUCUGGCAUAUAGUGGGUGACUGGCAGCAUGUGACUGCAGCCACUACCACCCUGAGCAGAAGACCCUGCACACAAUCCCUGGAUCAUAACAGCCAGGAACCUGCCCUGAAGCCUGGACUAAAACUUUCACCACCCUGCUGGACAGACUCCUCCACUGGGCUGAAGCACUACUACUCCCCCUCUCUCAGAAAGUGGGAUUCAUAGCUGCAGAGUUUGCUCCAUUCAAGGUACCAGGGGUUGAAAAUUGGAUCUGGCGUCCUGCCAGCCCUAAGAGGGACGUCUCCCCGGGGUGUCGAGUGGUCUGAGGAUAAGCAGUUAUAGAAAUGCAUUUAAAGGCUUAACACAAAGGAGAUUACGGGAAGGAGCUCCUGGGAGGUCUCGCUCUGGACAGUAGUCGCGUCGCUGAUUGAUGAGUGUUUGCCAAUCCUGAGGUCUCUGUUGGUCAGUGCUGAGGAGGAGAAGUGACGAGAUGGAGGGCGACAGUCUGAGCUGCAUCAAAUACCUCAUGUUCAUCUUCAACUUCUUCAUAUUUCUUGGUGGAUCCUUUCUGCUUGGACUUGGACUCUGGGUGAUCGUUGACCCCACUGGUUUCCGGGAGAUAAUUGCUGUCAAUCCUUUGAUGUUUAUGGGUGCCUAUCUCCUCCUUGCUAUGGGUGCCAUGCUUUUCCUGCUUGGCUUUUUGGGCUGCUGUGGAGCAAUCCGUGAAAACAAGUGCCUUCUGCUAUUUUUUUUCAUGUUUAUUUUGGUCAUAUUCCUCGCCGAGCUCUCAGCUGCUAUUUUGGCCUUCCUCUUUCGAGAGAAUCUGACCAGGGACUUUUUUACCAGGGACCUAAAACGACAUUACCAAGGCAAUAACGGCACAAAUGUUUUCACAUCAACUUGGAAUUCUGUAAUGAUUACGUUCGAAUGCUGUGGAGUGAAUGGACCAGAGGAUUUCGGUGGUGCUUUGCAAUACAAACCAUACACAAUGAAUGGUGUACCUGAGGCCUGCUGCGGAAAAAAAAUUCUACAAAAAGCUGCAGAGAUCAUUGGCCAGGAAGAAUGCAUGAUGGGAAUAGAAAUUAACAGACAGGGGUGUUACUCAACAAUACUGAACUCCUUGGAACCGUAUGUGUACAUUGCCGGAGCGUUAGCCAUCGGCGUCUUAGCUGUUGAGCUUUUUGCAAUGAUAUUUGCCAUGUGCCUGUUUAGGGGCAUAGAGUAGACAGACCACCGCUCAGGAAGACUUGUGUGCCAAAUUGUGAGGGUCUCCUAACUCCCCGGAAAAUCAUCUUGUUUCAAAGCCUCCACUGCAAGAGGGUCUUGCACUACCCCUGGGGUCCUCAAAAGCAAAAAGUGUUACUGUGAACACAAUUUCUGACAAAGGACCCUCGUUGCUGUACCAGCGUAUUAACUCUAUCAAGACUCCCCCUUCCUGGCUUCGGGGGGAACUGCACUGGAAAUGAAUAACCUUGCAAGUAUCUGCAGAAUAUACAUUGAUUAGCAGCCUGUGUCCAACAUGUAUAUAAGAGACUGGUGAGAACACGGAUGAGAUGUUCUGUGCCCCUUGCGGACGCUUUGUGCAGGUGACAUGAAGCGGCAGCGCUGACUGCAGGGUAGUAAAAGGCACUGUACUGUUCAUGGUAGAAGUUUAUGAUUCUGUCCUGUGUCUUAUAAACUCUCUUGUGCGUAGAUUUCCUUUAAGAGUGAAUGAUUACAUUGUAGCACAAAUGCUAAACUAUUAUUUAAAGAUACUUGGGAUCUCCUUUGAUCCAAAGCAAACCAUUUAAAAGGGGGGAAAAAAAUCCCUUUAAAUUAGGACAACUACUCAACGUCCAGUGAAAACUGAGGUAAGGCGUGUGACUGCACCCCAUUACCUGACCUUCCAAAAAGUGCCGGAAAAAGUGAGCCCUUACUGAAAACUGAUCCCAGCUCUUUACUUUUAGGCGUAAGUGCGGCAUGCACCCAUUUCAGCUCUGCUAUGGCCCAAUCAUGUCCUCUACUUUAGAUCUCGAACGUGCCCCAGUUCGCUUAAGUUGUUGAAGGAUUGUCUCUUGCCCCGGAGGAUCGAGCUUUACACAUAUACAGCCCAUUGGGUUAAAUUAGAAUUUUGUAAUUCUUAGUUUCCCCUGUGGUGGCGCUCCAAGGGAAUCAGACAGUUUUGCUGAAUGAUUGCUCAGGGUCCCGACAAUGGGGGAACCUGUUGUCAAUUUGGGGGGACCCUUCAAAAAAAAUAAGUAGACAACUUUAAAAUAAACAAGCACCCUUUAAAUAGGGACAUCUGAUGGUGGAUGAAUGGCUUCCACAACAGGAUUAAUUUUGUCACCUAUUGUAAAGUUAGUGACAGGUUUUCAUGUCAAGACCAAGGUGCCAUCUCCCUAUACCUUAUUGUGCCCACUAAAAGGCCCCACUGGGUAAUGUUGUAUGAUAAAGUGGGUCCCUACUUUGUUCAGGUUCUUACCAUCCCCUAACCUAGACCUCAUGAUAACAAUGUUUCUCCAUCCUUCCCCCCUAACUUGCCCAGGAGAGGAUGCAGGCUGCGCCUGUGCAGCAGCAUGUCACAAGCACUGUGCACACUCCAGCUCAUGGAAGGAAGGGACAGAUAAUUUCCAAUAACCUUCCAUUAUCUACAGAAAGCAGCUGUAGGUACCAGCAGAGGGGGCUAUAAUAAUGGUAGUUGAUGCAUUCAGUAGACUACACUGCUCAGCUGCACCUUUUUUUACAGUCAUGGAAAUACGUGAGACACUUAUUUUCCAUGUAAUCUGUAACUUUAGGCCUUUGUGACAAUUACCAGUUGUUGUUUCAGCAGAUAUCCUUUCUCUCUCGCUUUUAGGCAUUUUUGCACUAUUCUUUUUUGCCAUCUAGUGGUAGAUCAGCAGUACUACACCAAGGACACAAUUCAACUUCUGCAUUAAAGUUAUUUUUUUUGCAAUAAAGUAAAGAGAUGCAUAAAAAAAAAAAAAAAAAAUGUAUUUAAGGAUUCGCCAGGUCUAGCAUCAUCCUUACAGCACAAUUCACUUAAUGAUUGUUGCCCUAAAUUAAGCUGCCUCCACCAUCAGGGGCCACGAGCCAGAAUGUUGCCAUAGCCUUAAAAUGCAUCAAUCCAUACAGGACAUGUCCAAUAUGGCCGAAGGUAGAAGGAAUACAAAGACCCAAUAUCUGUAGGCUUCGGUUCUUUGUGCCCACUGCUGAUGAAAUGACAGGCGACUCAGAUCCCCAAGGUAUCUCUACUUAGCCCCCAUGCUUUAAACUGCAACUCUGCUUGCUCAUAUUGACUGCUGUGUGUAAACUAAAUCUCAGUGUAUAGUCCGUGCACAUUCUGCCAACUUCCCCUACAGAAAGGAUGGAAGGUCUGUAACCUACAACUAUGCCCCCUAGUGACGUAAAUAGGUGAUAGCUGUACAGAUACUCAGGAAAGGAGGCCCAGUGGACGAGGGGUGUUCUAGAGUUUCACUAAAUUCUCUAAUGGGCAAAUAAACACGAUACUGUGCCUUAACCCAGACUUAUUCCACGUACAUCAGCUCAUUAUACCAAUAUUGGCGCCCAUCUUAAAAUUAAGGCUUCGGGUCAUCACCAGGACUUAAAAUUAAAUGUAGACCAUCAGCCAUUCUCCUUUAUUAAAAAAACAAA
Molecule: messenger RNA, 3710 nt
Organism: Bufo gargarizans (Asiatic toad)
Lineage: Eukaryota; Metazoa; Chordata; Amphibia; Anura; Bufonidae
Gene: TSPAN18
Product: tetraspanin 18
Exons: 10
Coding region: 571-1305 (244 amino acids)
Cellular component (GO): membrane
Source: RefSeq, a predicted model, not a curated record